UAGAGGCAAUGAUAUAUUGUCAAUCUCUUAACAUGGACCUAGUGAGUAUUGAAACACAGGAAGAAAAUAAGUUCCUUUACCAAAAGAUGAACGAAUACUUUGGUAAUGGAAAUGAAUAUUGGUUUUGGACUUCAGGAGUUAAAGUGCAGAACAGAUGGGUAUGGAUGGCUAAAGGGCGUCCAAUCAACUACUACAACUGGUAUGCCAAACAACCUGACAACUGGGGAAACAAGGAAAAUCGUAUACAAGUGAUUUAUCACGGGGGCAUUGGUUUUGUCUGGAACGAUAGGAAUGAAGAUCAUGGCAGGUUACAUGCACUUUGUGAAGCAGAAAUUGUUAAAGCGGUUGCUGAAAUCGUUGGUGCAGCUUGCAAUGUUACUGAUUCAUUCCCUAGAUUGUAAUAUCUAAUCUUAUAAAAUCCUAAUACGUAAAGUCACGCAGUCUGUCCGGUACGGUUUCGAUAUGUAAACUUUGA
This is a messenger RNA of Diabrotica virgifera virgifera (western corn rootworm), 475 nucleotides long. RefSeq names its product perlucin-like. Gene Ontology annotation, cellular component: external side of plasma membrane. Gene Ontology annotation, biological process: biological process involved in interspecies interaction between organisms. Gene Ontology annotation, molecular function: carbohydrate binding. The record is from RefSeq and is a predicted model, not a curated record. Bases 9 to 401 code for a protein of 130 amino acids. Lineage: Eukaryota; Metazoa; Arthropoda; Insecta; Coleoptera; Chrysomelidae. The transcript is spliced from 2 exons.